CUAUCUCCUAACAUGGCGGUCUCUGCUAAACCUCCAACGAUUCCUCCACAUUCAGACCUUUCAAAUUGCCUUCAUUCAAGAAUUCACAAAACCCCAAAAACCCUAAGUUUCUCAAGGAUUAUCAAAACCCACAAUUUCUCCUUAAGAAGAACACUCGAAAUCUCUGUUUUCAAGACCAAUUCCGUCGAUUCCAAAGACUUAAAUGCUCAAAUAUGCGACCUUUGCCUUGCUGGAGACCUCGUACAAGCUAUAAGAAACGUUGAAACGAUGAGGGAACUUCAAAUACCCAUUGAAGAAGAAACCUUUGUUGCUUUGUUGAAGCUUUGUGAAAGGAAGAGAGCGGGUGAAGAGGGUAAUCGGAUUUACUCUUUCAUAUUGAAUUCCAUGGCUCGGUUGAGUUUACGGGUUGGGAAUGGUUUAUUGAGCUUGUUUGUAAGGUUGGGUAAUUUGGUUGAAGCUUGGUUUGUGUUUGGGAAAAUGGAAGAAAGAGAUGUUUUUUCAUGGAAUGUUUUGGUGGGUGGAUAUGCGAAAGCUGGUUACUUUGAUGAAGCUUUGAAUUUGUAUCAUCGUAUGUUAUGGGCUGGAGUGAAACCAGAUAAUUAUACUUUUCCUUGUAUUCUUAGGACAUGUGGUGCUGUUCCUGAUUUGUCUAGAGGAAGAGAAGUUCAUCUUCAUGUUAUUAGGUUUGGAUUUGAGUCAGAUACUGAUGUGGUUAAUGCUUUGAUAACCAUGUACGUGAAAUGUGGUCAUCUUUCUACUGCACGGCAAGUGUUUGAUAAAAUGCCAAGAAGAGACAGAAUUUCAUGGAACGCAAUGAUUUCAGGGUGUAUUGAGAAUAAUGAGAGUUUACAAGGAUUAAAACUCUUUUUAAAAAUGAGGGAACUCGAGAUUGAUCCUGAUUUGAUGACUAUGACUAGUGUGAUUUCAGCCUGCGAUGCUAUCGGCGACGAGAGACUUGGAAUGGCCUUACAUGGGUACGUUAUUACAACAUCGUUAACUUUAAAUGUUUCGAUUAACUGUUCGUUAGUUCAAUUCUAUUCGAGCAUUGGCUGUUUGGAAAAAUCAGAACGGGUAUUUACUAGAAUCGAGUCUAAGGAUGUUGUAUCAUGGACGGCUAUGAUAUCUGGCUACGAAAACAAUGGUCAGCCCGAUAAAGCCAUAGAAACUUAUAAUAGAAUGAUGGAAAAUGAAGGUGUCAAUCCAGAUGAAAUCACUAUUGCAAGUGUUCUAUCUGCUUGCACGACUUUAGGUCUUUUAGACAUGGGUAUAAAGCUUCACGAGCUUGCCAUUAGUUCAGGCCUGAUAUCAUACAUCAUAGUUGCAAACAAGCUCAUUGAUCUAUAUUCCAAGUGUAAAUGCGUUGACAAGGCUUUAGAAGUUUUCAACCAAAUUCGCGUUAAAAAUGUCAUAUCUUGGACAUCUAUUAUUCUCGGGCUUAGAAUCAACAAUCGAAGCUUCGAAGCGAUAGUUUUCUUCAGACAAAUGCAGCGUAGUUUAGUCCCGAAUUCAGUUACAGUCGUUUCAGUCCUCUCUGCUUGUGCUAGAAUAGGCGCAUUAAUGUGUGGAAAAGAGAUUCACGCGCGUGUACUAAGAAACGGACUAGGAUUCGAUGGCUUCGUACCAAACGCACUUCUCGACAUGUAUGUUCGUUGCGGAAGGAUGACAUCAGCAUGGAACCAAUUCAGCACGCUUAAUCAAGACAUGGUAGCUUCAUGGAAUAUCCUUUUGACAGGAUAUGCACAAAGGGGACAAGGAACACUCGCACUCGAGUUUUUCAGAGAAAUGAUCGAUUCUGGAGUAGUGCCCGACGAAAUUACUUUUAUAUCCCUGUUAUGCGCCUGCAGCAGGUCUCAGAUGGUGGAAGAAGGUUUGGAGUGUUUCGAUUUGAUGAAAUUCCGUUAUAAUGUUGUUCCGAAUGUUAAGCAUUACGCUUGCUUAGUUGAUUUGCUUGGUCGAGCGGGGAAAUUGAGCGAUGCGCAUAGAAUUAUAAAAGAAAUGCCCAUGAAACCAGAUCCGGCUAUUUGGGGUGCUCUGUUAAACGCGUGUAGAAUACAUAAGGAUGUUGAGCUUGGGAAGAUGGCUGCCCAGAAUAUAUUCAAAAUGGAUGACCGAAGCGCGGGUUACUACAUUCUCUUGUCGAAUCUGUUUGCUGAAACGGGCAGAUGGGAUGAGGUCAGUCAGGUAAGAAGUUCAAUGGUAGAGAAAGGUUUAGCGAUUGAUCCCGGUUGUAGUUGGAUAGAAGUUAAGGGAAAGGUUAAUGCUUUUCUCAGCGGCGACAAUUUUCAUCCUCAGAUUAAGGAAUUAAACGCAGUUUUGGAGGGCUUUUACGAGAGAAUGAAGAAAGCAGAGGAUAACACAUAUAGAAUAACUGAAAGUGAAGCAUCAAAAGAAGACAUUUUUUGUGGGCACAGCGAGAAACUUGCAGUUGUGUUUGGACUGUUGAAUACUGCACCCGGGACACCUAUAUGGGUGACGAAGAAUCUCUAUACUUGUGAAAGAUGUCACGAUACCAUAAAAUUUAUCUCUAGGGUAGUAAGGAGAGCCAUUUCUGUGAGGGAUACAGAACAUUUCCAUCAUUUCAAAGAUGGUGUCUGUUCUUGUGGAGACGAGGGUUACUGGGGAAAGACUUGAAAUCGAUUGUUAUAUCACCAACAAAAUGGGUGGUGGUUGUUUCUUCUUCCUCAUCGUCAAUGACCAAUGGCUUCUUUCUGAUGCAAUCCACUCCUUUUCUCAUAUUGAUGAUUAUAGAAGGUGAAGAUGGGAUUCUUCGAAAUGCCCGUGCACUAUCUGACCUUGCAACCUCCUUCUUUUCAAAGCUUAAUCUACCUUUUUCUUCUUCUUUACUCAGGGGAACUAUUUCCUCUGCUUUGCUUCUCUCAGAAGAUAACUUGUAGGGAGGACCGUUUCUUAAUGGCGUUUUUCUGUGCUCACGCAAAACUAUUUCUUCUUCUUCUUCAUCACCUGCAGCAUUUUCUUGAACUGGGUGGUUUUCAGCAUUUUGAUGAUUUGAAUCAGAACCUUCUCCCACUUCCUCUAGUGCAUCCUCCAUCAGCAUCUUUAGCCACUUCUCUACAUUACCUUUUCCACGUUGCUUUCUCGUCUCUUCAUCUUCUUCCUUCUCUGCAUCAUCUCCUCCUUCUGGUUUACGUAUGAUGGGGAAACGAAGAUCGCCCAUCUGCCUCAAUCUCCCUAAUUUGUCGGUUUCUUCCACUGCGACAAUGGCGGAGCCUUCUUCAGAUACUUUCUGCUCCUCUUCUAGGAAAACUCUCAGCUCCUUGUGUAGUGUUAAAUGAGUGUUACUAUUAUCAAGGUGAGAAGCCUCAACUUCCUUCUGCAAACGGGUCUUGCCUGAGUUAAUCCCUGGUCUUUCUCGGAUGAAUCACAAAUUGCUUUCUGAGCUUCAAGUCUGGCCAUUAGAGCACUAGAUGCUGCCUGAUUCAAUCUCAUUUGUUCCUUGUAAACUACACUCCUGUAAAGAAGAAACACGAUGUUUUGAGUGAAAUUGAAAAAACAAAAUUAUAACAAAUUGGGAUGUUCAUUUUCUUACUGAUGCAUCGCUUCUCGAAUCAUUUUCUCCAGCAUUAUCCUGUACGAAGAUUGCGCCUCUGCAACUUUUCGACACUUCUCUGCCCGUUUCUUUCGCUUGAUCAACACUAGUUCUAGCUCUUGUAUGGCUGCCUUCUCCUCCUCUGCUUUUUGUUUCAGUUCGUUUACUUCAUUGUCUAGCUUCUUAAUUUCUGCUUGCAUCUUUACAGAUUCUUCCUUUUGCCUUAGGGAAUCUCUUGCCAUUACAAUGGCUUGAUACGGGUUCUCGUUCUCUUUCGACUCAUUUGAUCUCAAUUUUCUCAUCCCUGUAAAAAAGAAA
Molecule: messenger RNA, 3865 nt
Organism: Impatiens glandulifera
Lineage: Eukaryota; Viridiplantae; Streptophyta; Magnoliopsida; Ericales; Balsaminaceae
Product: pentatricopeptide repeat-containing protein At1g15510, chloroplastic
Exons: 3
Coding region: 13-2631 (872 amino acids)
Biological process (GO): RNA modification
Molecular function (GO): protein binding; zinc ion binding; RNA binding
Source: RefSeq, a predicted model, not a curated record